Molecule: messenger RNA, 708 nt
Organism: Seminavis robusta
Lineage: Eukaryota; Bacillariophyta; Bacillariophyceae; Naviculales; Naviculaceae
Source: the annotation of a GenBank genome assembly
AUGCUUUCCCCUACAAACGACGAGGCCUCAGAGGAAUCUCGUGAAUCGGAGGCAAGCGAGGUGGACUUACGGCAAUCAAUUUAUGAAUCCCUCCGGCAACUUAUAAAGCCAGGCAUGGAUGUUCUCAUUGAUGGUCUCCAAAGCAAGCCAGAGCUCAAUCUUACAACAGGCAAAGUGGUAUCUUGGAGCAAACAGACCAAACGUUGGGCCGUGAAACCUGGAGAUGGCAAAGCCAUUCUUCUCCGUGCACAAUGCCUUCUUCCCAUCUUUCCGCAACAGGAUGAGACACAACUGAGAACGUUGAUGGCACAAACGGCUCAAGAGACUCAAAGCGGCGCAAUGCGAGCCAUGAUGUUUGGAAACGAUAGGGAAACAGCUUGGAAGAUCAUAGGAAGAGGAUACCAGAUCUGUCCAUUUCUGAUUUUGGAUCCAGCCUUUGAGAUCAAUGAUGCUUUUACAAGCCGCCCAAAGCUCGUGGAUUUCGCGCGUCUGCUGCAGUGCCCCGUCUCGAAGCAUGGUGACUACUGCAUUGUAUGCAGAAUCAACAAUGCAUUGGAACGUUCGGUGCCAAGCUACGUCCCGACAUCGAGCAAUAAUGUGAUUUAUUGCAUUGAAGAUCACGAGAAGUUUGAAGAAGACGAGAUACCGACUGUCCAUUGGUUCCUUCUCCUGAUGCAACUUGACUGCGAGAACUGGCUCGGGCCAUGA